Poecile atricapillus (Black-capped chickadee) is the source of this 3634-nucleotide messenger RNA. It is a transcript of the gene ADA2, whose product is annotated as adenosine deaminase 2. Gene Ontology annotation, biological process: adenosine catabolic process; inosine biosynthetic process. Gene Ontology annotation, molecular function: adenosine deaminase activity. The transcript has 7 exons. Lineage: Eukaryota; Metazoa; Chordata; Aves; Passeriformes; Paridae. Bases 1586 to 2548 code for a protein of 320 amino acids. The record is from RefSeq and is a predicted model, not a curated record.
UAAUGGUUCAAGCCUUUCUCCCUGUGUGUCACCCACAGCUGGUCAGGUUGUCCUACAAAACCACCCUGCCUUAAUGCCUCCCCAAACACCAGCAGACCACACCAUUUCCCCACUUUCCCAGUGACAAUUUUGUCACUGCAGACACACCUUUCCCAUACAAUUCUCCAGCCCAGCUCCAUGCAGGACUCUGUGGGGGUGGGAGUUCUGUCAGGGAAAAAAAGGGGGGAAAAAAGAAAAAAAAAGGAACAUGGAGAAAGCCACAAAGUUUACAUUUCUCUUACUUUGCUGGGGGCUGCCCUGAGCCAGUUGCUCUGAAUUCAGCCACCACCUGUCUUUGGGGUACCUGGGAAGAGAAAACAGCAGUGUCAAAAUGUCAACAGCCUGUGCUGGCGUCCCCUCAGGCCGCACAGGUUUCCAGGCCAAGAGUAUCUGCCACGCUACAAAUACAGGAAAAUACCCUGCCUUCACCAUCAGCCCUUAGACACGGCUCUAAGUCCUUUUGAAGAGAGGCUUGGCAGGGAGGAUUUGCUCCCCAUCCAGCUCCUAAAGCCGGCGGUGGCCGUGGUGGCCUGCGGAGCCCUGGGGCUGAGGCGCCGUGAGCUCCAGGCAGGCCGGGCACCACGGCCGGGAAUGCCACGCUGGGAUGGAGGGUGAACCAAGGGACAGGCUGAAGCUGGGGUGGUGCCCUCGUGGGGAAAGUCAAGGUGAGCAGGGUGUGAGGAAUAGCGAGAUGCUGGGGAGGAUCCUCAUGCUGGAGAUCCUCCACAAGGCUGACGCUGCAAAAGCUCUCCUCACGGCAAAGCCCGCCAGAAGCGGCCCCUGAGGUAAAGUAAAUGAAAACUGGGAUUUAGUGCGAAACAGCAAACACUGCGGAAAAGCCCCCUGAGCCCAGCUGUGUUUGCAGAUUCAGCUGUGUAAAGUCUCACAUUCCCAUGGGCUGCAGCUGGGGAAAAUUCCCUCUGAGCAUCAGCAGCUGCCCCACGGCUGCUGGUGCCUGCAAGGGGGACACCACGUUGUGAUGGGGUGUGGGGCUCUGAGGGGGGCACCAAGGAGAGGUUUAGGGGUGAAGUGGAGCUGCUGAAGUCUGGAGGAGAAAGGUGACAUGAAAAGAAUGGUGAGAAAGGUGAGAGGAGAACUGAUGGAGUGGUUUCAGUGCUGUCCAGGCAGGGCCUUUGUGGGAUAGUAUCAGUGGGGCAUUCAGAGUCUCCACCCGGUUGAAAACAGGGAAAAAGCCCUGAGAACAGCCCUGGUAGUGAGGACCCUCCAGAGCAAGUUGAUGAGACAGAGCAUGCCAAAAGGAUUAUUUCCCCCAUUUUGCAGCCAGAGAAAGCAUGGCAAGAUUAAAUGACUGACUCAAGGUCAUGAAACAAACCUCUGGCAGAGGGGAGCAGAAGCCCAGCUCAGCUGGUAGCUCAUGGAGCUCAGCCAUCGCGUGCCUUGGGGCUGCCUCGGCUGACAGACUGCCACUGCAAGGCACAGAGCAUGUGUGAGCUGCCAGACAGCUGGACAAAACACUCCAGCACUGGAUACAGACAGGAGUAAGAGGUCACGGUCUCCUCUGGGUUCUCAAGGGCGUUUGCUUGCCAUGUCUGAACACGGAGAAACUUCUAUCACAUGGGAGGGGAGGAAUCCCACUCCUUGCUUCUUGCCAGCUGGGAAAGGCUUGAGGAAGAAAAUGUUCUGCAGAGAAUUUAUUGCUUUUGUUUUUCCUGCCCUGCUCUCAGGACCACAGCACUCUGCUUCUCCCAAGGUGUACGAACUGGAUGGCACCCAGCACAAUAAAUCAUGGUCUGUGGCAACCUACCAGGAAGUGACCAGGCAGUUCGUGAAGGAGCACCCAGACUUUGUUGGAGCCAAGAUUAUAUUUGCAACGCACAGGAUGCUGAAUGUUUCCCAGAUUAAAGAAGCCAUCCUCACUGCCAUGGCACUCAGAGCCCGCUUCCCAGACACCCUGGCAGGCUUCGACCUGGUUGGUGAUGAGGACGAAGGUCAUUCUUUAUGGGACCUGAAGGAUGCCCUGACCAUCCCAUAUUCCAUGGGGGUCAACUUACCAUACUUCUUCCAUGCUGGGGAGACUGACUGGCAGGGCACCUCUGUAGACAAUAAUGUGCUGGAUGCAUUGCUACUGAAUACCAGCAGGAUUGGCCACGGACUCGCUCUCAUUAAACACCCAGUAGCCAAAAGUUUGUCUCUGAAGAGGGAUAUUCCUGUAGAGGUCUGUCCCAUCUCCAACCAGGUCCUGCUGCUGGUGGCUGACUUGAGGAGUCACCCUGCAGCUGACCUCAUGGCUGAGGGGCACCCCAUUGUGAUCAGCCCCGAUGAUCCCUCCGUCUUUGGGGCAAAGGGAGUCUCCUAUGACUUCUACGAGGUGUUCAUGGCCAUCGGAGGGAUGAACGCUGACCUGAGGACCCUAAAACAGCUUGCACUCAACUCCAUAAAAUACAGUGCCAUGCCACCGGAUGAGAAAGCCAAGGCCAAAGAGGUCUGGCAGAAAAAAUGGGACCAAUUUGUGGCUGACCUCUCUGAUAGCUUUCUAAGGGAGCUGUAGAGAGGACAAGGCUCAUCUCAGAAGGCAUUUGGCAAGCUAGAGCGAGCCAGACUGAUUGCUAAGAGGGAGACUUGCUUCUUCCACGUGACCUGAGCAGAUGAAUGGACGUCAAAGUCUCACCUGGCAGUGGGCGACUCUGCUAAGCCAGGCUUAAUGGGCUUAAAGCUAAGAAGGAGCUGCACUAUCCUCUGAAACUCAUGGGCUGGAGAUAAAAGGGAGCAGUGAGCCUGUAGAGCAACUACAAGAAAUUGCUCUGCUCAAAAGAGUCAAAACAAUUAAAAAUUGUCUAUGACCAAAUCCUGAUGUGCUUAUUCAGGAAAAACACGCUUUCCAAUUAGAGUCAGCAGGAGAUUGCCAACACGAGGAUCUCUGAAUUUUGCCUUAUCAUUACAAAAUGCAGACCUUGUCCGGAAACAGCUAAGACAAACAUCCAACCAUUUGGGCCACUGACCUUCAAGAGAGCAAGGACUGAAAAUGACUCUUGUUAUGUUUAACCCUGGGCCUGCCGCCAAAAUAGCACUGCUAGGUCGAAGAACCAGUCAUGGGUCUGAUGUCUGCUAUUUCAGGACCUACCAUGGCUGGAAACAAGCUGGUGGAACUUGCUCCCAGAACAUUUAAGCCUGGUUGCAGUGAUCAUAAAGCCAGAAGAGAGGUGCUUCAGUUGCCAGCAUUUUUUUUUUUUUACUACAAAGUAUUUUCCCUGUCCUCUAGUCAAAAGGAAGACAAAACACAUUUCAGGUUAAGUCAAAAACAUCCUGGCUUCCCAGACCCAGCUUGAUUAAAACUAUCCCCCUGCACAAGGCUGUGUUAACACAGACAUUUAUAGGAAACACCUUUUGGUUUCAGGGAGUUCCACUGCUUUGUUGCUGAACUCAUCGUGCAAAUGUGGCUUUAUUCAGCCUGUCAGAGAGAUUUUCACCUUGGUAGAGAACUGCUGUGGAUAUCCACAGGGCUCAUUUGGAUCUCUGUGGCUCUGUGGUUUCCAGCUCCUUGGCAAAAAAAAAAAACAACAAACCCAAAACAACCUACACAAGAAAUAGUUUCUUGACAAGCUGAUUCACUGUCUUAACAUCAUCAAAAAUACCA